Messenger RNA from Dictyostelium discoideum AX4, 1167 nucleotides. RefSeq lists its product as hypothetical. The record is from RefSeq and is a predicted model, not a curated record. Gene Ontology annotation, molecular function: intracellularly ATP-gated calcium channel activity. The transcript has 4 exons. Gene Ontology annotation, cellular component: contractile vacuolar membrane. The coding region runs from base 1 to 1167 and encodes 388 amino acids. Lineage: Eukaryota; Evosea; Eumycetozoa; Dictyosteliales; Dictyosteliaceae. Gene Ontology annotation, biological process: calcium-mediated signaling; regulation of calcium-mediated signaling; cellular hypotonic response.
AUGAAUUUCAGAAAUAUUGAUUGGGACUCAUUAUUUUCCUAUUCCACAAUUAAGAUUGUAAGAAUAAGGGAUAAGAGACUAGGAAUUCUUCAUUUUGCAUUCUUAAUAGGUAUUAUUUUAUAUAUUAUUGUUGGUACUAUAUUUUUACAAAAGAAAUAUUUGGUAUUAGAGUCACCAAUAGGAUCGAUUAGAACCUCAUUAAUGGCACCAAGUGUUAAACCAACAGAUUUACCAUAUUGUUUAAAAAAUGGAACAGAUACAUCAUAUGAUGGAUAUCCAAAUAAACCAUGUCAAUAUUGGGAUGAAUAUUUAGUAUUAUAUCCUCCAUCAGAGGAGAGUUCAAUGUUUAUUACGACUAGAUGUACUCAAGAAACUCAAUCAACAGUUAAUGGAUGUAAUUUAAGUGAACCUACAUGUGUAUACAAUACAACAUCAUCAUCAGAUUUCUAUAUAGCCAAUGUGGAGAAUUUUACAAUCUUAUUGGAUCACACAUUAUCUGCGCCAAGUCUAGGAAUUCAAUAUAAUGGAGCGCAAUUAAAUGGGCAAUUAUUGGAUACCGAUGGUAACCCAAUGUCAUUGCCACCACCAAAUAUUGUAGGUGUUAAAGGUUCACCAGAUAUAAUGAGUUUACAAGGAGUCUUAACUGCUGCUGGUGUUGAAUCAUUGGAUAGUCAAGGUUUAGCAAAUAAAAGUCGUACAAUUCGUGAUGAUGGUAUUUUAAUUUUAUGUUUUAUUACAUAUAGUAAUACUUAUACAUAUAAUACUGGAAAUUACCAUUACACUUAUCAAUUCAAAUUGGUUCAAAAUACAAAGUAUAAAAUUGUUGAACCAGUUUUCACUAAAGAUGUUGAAGAUAGGUAUAUUUUUGAUCGUCAUGGAGUUAGAAUUAUUUUUAUUCAAACUGGUCAAUUAGGUCAAUUUGAUUUCCAAACAAUGUUAUUAACAUUUGUAUCAGGUAUAGGUUUAGUUACAGCUGCUUCAUUAAUUGUGGAUAUUAUUGCUACUAGAAUUAUGCCCCAAAGAAGUAGAUAUCAAGAAUUAAAAUUCCAAGAUUCUUCAAUUAACAAUACUCAAAAAACACCAACAAAUGAUCAUACUCCAUUAUUAAAAGAUAAUGAAGAUACAAUUAAUGAAAAUUCAUAUCAAAAUAAUAGUUAUGAGAAAUAA